CUCAUACACAUUCACUUUCACAUCACAAACACAGCAACAAAAUUAUAAGAGGAUAAAAUGGCGAGUAAGAAGGUGGGUGUGAUGGUGAUGAUGAUGAUGAUAGUGGUGGUGAUGGCUAUUUUUGCCGAGAGGUCAGUGGCGAUUGAUCUUUGUGGCAUGACCCAGUCAGAGUUGAAUGAGUGCAAACCAGCGGUGAGCAAGGAGAAUCCAACGAACCCAUCAACGCUUUGCUGCGACUAUCUGAAACACGCUGACAUCAGCUGUCUUUGCGGCUACAAGAACUCUCCUUUGCUCGGUUCUUUCGGUAUUGAUCCGGCGCUCGCUGCUGGACUCCCCACCAAAUGUGACAUGCCCAACGCUCCAACUUGUUAAGCUUUAUGUGUGUUUUUGUCUUUCUCUAAAAAUCAUGUGUUAAUGUUCUCCUUUUAUUUUAAUUACCAAGAGUUUAUUGGGUAAACCCAAA
Messenger RNA from Brassica rapa (field mustard), 463 nucleotides. RefSeq names its product putative lipid-transfer protein DIR1. Gene Ontology annotation, biological process: systemic acquired resistance. Gene Ontology annotation, molecular function: fatty acid binding. Lineage: Eukaryota; Viridiplantae; Streptophyta; Magnoliopsida; Brassicales; Brassicaceae. The record is from RefSeq and is a predicted model, not a curated record.